Molecule: messenger RNA, 360 nt
Organism: Lathyrus oleraceus (garden pea)
Lineage: Eukaryota; Viridiplantae; Streptophyta; Magnoliopsida; Fabales; Fabaceae
Exons: 1
Coding region: 1-360 (119 amino acids)
Source: RefSeq, a predicted model, not a curated record
AUGAACAAGGCGUGUAUCUCCAAACUUGGUUGGAAGCUCCAAAAUAAUAAUGGGGAGUUUUGGUGUGAUGUUAUUUGGGGUAAGUACGAUCAAAAUGAUAACAUAGGAGAUACUUCGAUAAAGCCGAUGGACUUAAGCCUUUGGAAAAGUAUUGCUAAAGUUUGGCCGGAUAUUAAUAAAUACAGUAUGUGGAGUGUUGGAAAUGGAAAGGAUGUGGAUGCAUGGAAUGAUUUUUGGAUUAAUCUGAACGUUUGCAUAUCUGGCCUUCAAAUUGAUAUCCCCAUGCACAUGCAGGAUGCUAAAGUUGCCGAUAUUGCUAACGAAGAUGUUGGUUGGAAUUGGGAGGAACUGAGUCAUUAG